Messenger RNA from Phodopus roborovskii (desert hamster), 1997 nucleotides. RefSeq names its product cell surface glycoprotein CD200 receptor 2-like. The transcript is spliced from 5 exons. Gene Ontology annotation, cellular component: external side of plasma membrane. The coding region runs from base 165 to 947 and encodes 260 amino acids. Gene Ontology annotation, biological process: regulation of neuroinflammatory response. The record is from RefSeq and is a predicted model, not a curated record. Gene Ontology annotation, molecular function: signaling receptor activity. Lineage: Eukaryota; Metazoa; Chordata; Mammalia; Rodentia; Cricetidae.
UUAUGGAACAGCACAUAGAAUGAAGAUGAAGAAAGAUAUGCAAAAUGAGGAAGAAAAUCACCCUUAUAUCCGAUGAACUGAGCACAAAGUUGACCCCGAGAAACAGAUUCACUGAGUCCAUCCAGGGUUUAUGGUGAUUUGUGUUUAACUAGAAAUCACUCCAGAUGGAUGCCCUGGGCAGGACCUUGGCUUUGGGGACACUGAUCUCCAUCACCAUUUUGGUGCCAGAUGUGACUGUUAACACUCCAGUGUCUGUACAGAUGGGUACAAAGGCUCAGCUGUGCUGCCCUCCCAUUUCAUUGACAAAAACAGUCUCAAUAACGUGGAAAAUAACCCUCAGAGGCCAGCCUCCCUGCACAAUAUCCUACAAAGUGGCAACAAAGGAGAUCAGUGAAGCCAACUGUACCGACAGGAGAAUCACCUGGGCCUCCACACCUGGCCAGAGUCCUCAUCUUCAGAUCAAUACAGUGGCCCUCAGUCACGAUGGGCAGUAUUUAUGUGAGGUGGCAUCACAUGAAGGGCAUUUCCAAGAGAGACAUGACCUCCAUGUUGUAGUCCCUCCUGAAGUAACCCUGUUUCCAGGGAAAAACAGAACUGUAGUUUGUGAGGCCAUUGCAGGCAGGCCUGCUGCUCAGAUCUUUUGGGCUCCAGAUGGCUAUCAUGUCACUGCGAAUGAAUCACACAGCAAUGGCACUGUGACUGUCAGGAGCAUAUACCACUGGGAGCCCAACAAUGAGUCUGCUGUGCUCUGCUUUGUCUCCCAUGUGACUGGCAACAAGACUCUGCAAAUAACACUGAACAGAGAUAAAGGUGUCACCAGCCCUCUGAAUUCCUUGCUGACCAUUCUCUAUGUGAAACUUUCCCUUUUGGGGAUUAUUCUGCUCAUUAUAGGAUUUGUUUUCUUCCAAAGAGAAACCAUUUCAGAGAAUAAAAAUCCUGAUUUUUGAAGCCCAUUAGCCUGAUGACACAAUACAAGAAAAUAGCCUGUUGUAAUCACCUCUCUUAUGGACAACCAGCCCGCCUAUUCCUGAUGUCUUCAUGUUUGUUGGCAGCCAUGCAGUAUGAAUAUGCAGGCAAAAGCUUGGUCCUUUCCACCAUGCUUGUAUGAAUGGCUUUCUCCCCUCUCCCUUCCCCACUUCUCAGGCCAAAGAAGAAGAUGGCUUAGCAAAAGGUGAGCAACAGUGCUGGCUGGAUUUCCUUCACCCACAUCCUCUGGGAGUGGCUUCCAUCAACUUCCUGUUCCUGGCACAUUUUAUAUGAUCAUGAAUGUUACACCCUCAAGUACCAUGACAAACAGCACCUUCAAGUCAGCUAGUAUCUGUCCUUAUUUCUUUGCUUCCUUGCUACCAAGUAGCUGGAGAGUUGUCUUUUGUAUUAACCAUUGAAUACAUAGCUAGGAUCUAUUUUUUAGCUGUAUCUCUGUACUUUAGGAGAACUUAAAAAUUGAGCCCAGAGAAGACACUGCCAGCAUCAUGGAGAUAACACUCAAAACCCCCUUACUGUUUACAGCCCCAGAGUCUGUAUCCCUUUGCUGUUUGCAUUGUGACUUACAUGAGUUGGGAUGGAUCAGUGAAUGUAAGGAUAAGACAUGGGUGAACCCUAAUAACUGUGAACCCAGACCUUGUCUUAAUUUGACACACAUAGUAGUCCUAUAAUAAAAAAUAUACUUUUAGUUCAAAGAACAAUUUCUUGGGUAAAGUGGCAUGUGGUUUGGCCUAUUAUAUUUAGUGUUUGUAAAGUUAUAGAGAGAAAUGAAUGUAUAAUGCUAAAGGAUACUUUUAAAAGUUUAAGUGUUGCAGAAAAUGAAAAGAUGUGGAUUCCUUCCAGACUAAUGUGGUUUGAUCCCGCCAGACCGCCUGAAACAUAGUACAAGGUGAUCCUACAUUCAAAACAACUAGACAAAAAAGACCUACAGACUACAGCCAGGAUAUCUGAAUCUUCUUCGAAUCCCCCAUGACAGCGCCCCUUACCAGCAGGAAGUAGUUUGGAAAGAACAA